AUGGCGCAGGCUGCCCAUUUGCAGGAGCAGCGCUGGGAGCAGCUGCGGCCGCGCGGCCUGGGCCCCGGAGCGCGGUGGGGCCACAGCGCGGCCGUGGCCGGGCAGCGGAUGCUCCUCUUCGGAGGUUUCAUUCAUGGCGCCGGCCUGAGGCAGCUCCAAACAUCAGCAGAUCCGGGGAGCACUGCGGAGCACGGGGGGGAGGAAGGGGCCGCACAAGUGCCAGGGGCAAACUCUUGGCUCCCUGAGCUGCCGAGGAGGAAAUGGCAUGCCCGGACAACAUCUGGCCGACCUCAGGAGCUUCGACCUGCAGGCGAGGGGCUUUGGGGAAUAGUUGUGAUCUCCAAAGCAGCGGAUGCAUCGCAGCACCGCUUCUACAGAUGCACAGGUAUGUCCUGGACCUGCGGAAUGCGGGAUGGCGCACAGGAGCAGCGCUGGGAGCAGCUGCGGCCGCCCGGCCCGGCGCCCGCAGCGCGGCAAGGCCACAGCGCGGCCGUGGCCGGGCAGCGGAUGAUCCUCUUCGGAGGUUACGGCAGAUGUGGUAAAGGCGCCGGCCUGAGGCAGCUCCAAGCAUCAGCAGAUCCGGGGAGCACUGCGGAGCACGGCGGGGGAGGACAAGGCCCAAUGGCCGACCUCUGGAGCUUCGACCUGCAGGAGCAGCGCUGGGAGCAGCUGCGGCCGCCCGGCCCGGCGCCCGCAGCGCGGUGUGGCCACAGCGCGGCCGUGGCCGGGCAGCGGAUGCUCCUCUUCGGACGUCGUGCUGGUUUUGGAGGACAUGUGGCCGACCUCUUCUGGAGCUUCGACCUGCAGGAGCAGCGCUGGGAGCAGCUGCAGCCGCCCGGCCCGGCGCCCGCAGCGCGGAGUUCCCACAGCGCGGCCGUGGCCGGGCAGCGGAUGCUCCUCUUCGGAGGUGUGAUGGGACAUCAUCUUCUGGCCGACCUCUGGAGUUUCGACCUGCAGGAGCAGCGCUGGGAGCAGCUGCAGCCGCCCGGCCCGGCGCCCGCAGCGCGGGAAAGCCACAGCGCGGCUGUGGCCGGGCAGCGGAUGCUCCUCUUCGGAGGUUGCGGUAGAUUUGGAGGACGACAAAAUCUGGCCGACCUGUGGAGCUUCGACCUGCAGGAGCAGCGCUGGGAGCAGCUGCGGCCGCCCGGCCCGGCGCCCGGAGCGCGGUAUAAUCACAGCGCGGCCAUGGCCGGGCAGCGGAUGCUCCUCUUCGGAGGUUGCAAUACUGGCUCCGGAUGGAAUUGUCUGGCCGACCUGUGGAGCUUCGAUGUGCAGGGGCUGAUCCAGCCCGCGGCUCCUGAGGCUGCACAGCCGGAGCUUCCGGAGGCGGUGCACGAGGACCUGGACCUCCAGGGCAUCCUGCUGCCGGCGCGUGGCUACGAGGGCCCGGCGGCCGCAGCGCCGGCAGCACCUGCUGCUCCGGCAGCGCCAGCAGCUGCCGCCGCAGCGCCGGCAGCACCAGCCCCUGCCGCAGCAGUGCCAGGGCUGCCAGGGGCAGCUCCAGCAGCGCCAGCAGCCGCCGCGGCAGUGCCUGAGGCUCCUCCAAUCCCCUUCCGGGAGGCGCGAAACGCACUCGCGAAUGCGCUCGAACCGAAUGCUCCGCCGGCAGAGUUGCCUUGGGACUUCUUGCAGCACUGCACCAACAACUUCGCUGAGGAGCGGCUGUUGGGGCGUGGGGCCUUCGGCCACUGUUUCCGCGCGGUGGAUGCCGUGAACGGCUGCUGCUUCGCGGUGAAGCAGCUGGUGGCCAACGCAGUCCUUCCACGAUACAAUGCGGAGAGGGCGCGAAAGACAGCACAGACAGAGGUGGACGUGCUCCGGCAAUUCAGGCACCCGCACAUUGUGAAGCUUUUGGGCUUCUCGCUGCCCGAGAAUGCCGAGCACUCGCAGAUCUGCCUGGCCUACGAGCUGCUCUCCGGCGGUUCCCUGGAUGUCGCGCUUCGGGAGAGGCCGAGGGAGCUGACUGCCAAGGUACGGCUGCGGGCGGCAGCUGGGAUAGCCAAGGCACUGAACUACUUGCAUCAAGGCGGAGGGGGCCAGCCAUGCUUCCACCGCGACGUGAAAUCCGGAAACAUUUGCCUCACUGGUGCCCUGAGGGCCAAGCUCAUUGAUUGCGGCCUUGCGAAGUUCGCACCCGAGGACGCGGACGCGCACAGCUCCACAGGGGCAAGAUUCGGCACCGCCGCCUAUAUGUGUCCCAGGUAUGCAAGACAAGGCGGCUACAAUGUGAAGUCUGAGACCUACUCCUUCGGCAUCGUUUUGCUGGAGCUCCUUACCGGCAAGCUCCAGCUGGCUCCCACGGAUCUGGUGGAAACCUACAUAGAGGAGGAAGAUGCGGACCUGCAUGCAGCGAUGGAUCCGCAUGCCAGAUGGCCAGUCGAAGUCUUUCGGGAGGUGGCCGGCGUGGCGGAGGAUGCGCUGCAGAGCACCCUGAAGAAGCGCUGUGCGCUGCAGCCCGUACUGCAGGUCCUGGCAAGGCUGGAGCGAGAGCACGCCGGCGUCGUUUUUGAGGAGGAGCAGCUCGAGCGCUUCCGGCAGCAGCGGGAGGAGCUCGAGCGCGAGCAGGCCGUCCGAGAAGCCCAGCAGCGAGAACAGCAGCGCCGAUGCCAGGUCUGCUUUGAGGACUUUGACAUCGCACGGGGCGUCUGUUGCCCAGCUGACCACUUCCUCUGCGCCGACUGCCUCGCAGGGCACAUGGAAGCGGAGGUGCAUCCCGAGAACUUGGAGCGCUUCCGCCGCCGCCGCGGCGUGCAGUGCCCGUCGCCGAACUGCGCGCACGUCUUCGCCAACGGGCCCUUGGCGCGGCAAGUGCCCGAAGCCACCUUCGCCCUGUACCUCCAGGCUCGGGAGCGUCUGGUCGAGGCCGCAGCCAACGAGGCCGCCGAGCGCGAGAUGGCCCGGCGCCUGGCGGCCAAGCGCGCCGAGGGGCGGCUCGGCCAGGCAAAGCGCCAUGUGCAGGAGGAGAUCCUCACGCUGCGCUGCCCGCGCUGCCGGCAGGCCUUUGUGGACUUCAACGGCUGCUGCGCGCUGACCUGCAGCCGCGCGGGCUGCGGCUGCGGCUUCUGCGGCUUCUGCCUACAGGACUGCGGACAGGAUGCCCACCCUCACGUGCGGCAGUGUGGGCUCAACCCAAGACAGGACUACUUCGUCUCCGAAGAGCAGUUCAGAGAGAUACAACGUCGGCGACGGACCCGCCUGUUACAGGCUUACCUCGCAGAGCUGCAACCUCAGAUUCGAGAUCCCUUGCUCCGAGAACUCGCCCGUGAUCUUGCCGAUCUUGGCAUCCGCCCGUAG
This is a messenger RNA of Symbiodinium natans, 3294 nucleotides long. The record is from the annotation of a GenBank genome assembly. NCBI's taxonomy places the organism in Eukaryota, Dinophyceae, Suessiales, Symbiodiniaceae.